This is a messenger RNA of Cinara cedri, 853 nucleotides long. The record is from the annotation of a GenBank genome assembly. Lineage: Eukaryota; Metazoa; Arthropoda; Insecta; Hemiptera; Aphididae.
AGCGGCUUAAUUUCGAAAAGCGGUCGGGCCGCUAGCCCGGACUUAACACAUCGCAGGAGGGUUCGGCGCCACCAAACGACGAUGACCGUGGCGUCGCUCGAGUUCGGUAAGUUCGAAUCGUCCGAAAAGAAACUUUUCACCGCGGUGUGUUUCAAUUAGGUCGCGUCCGAUCGCAAAACGAACUCGUAACGCCCGUUAUGGGUUUCAAACGAGAUGACUGAAUAUCUCGUGGGCCGGAAAACGGCCGGACGUCGUCGUCGUCACCGGCAGAGCCGUAAACAGCGAAUAGUAAAAGUACGAAAGUGCCGGCGCGCGGACGACAAACAAGAAGACGGCGGCGGCGGCGGCGCGCGUAUUAAUAGGUAUUGCCGCUGCGGCCGUCGGUAUGCGAAUGAGAAAGGAAGAGGCGGACGAACGGGUUUUGUGCGACGGAAACGGCGGACGGCGACUAAAUAGGUCUUUGACCUCGGGCCGCGGCGGCGAUGACGGUGGGUAUACGUACGAAAACGCGCGUAAUGGCACCGCAACGGACAGCCGAAGACGCGCGGCCGCCGUCCCGCGGCGCGGCCACCGUUCUUCGGCGGCCGUGGCGCUGCGCACUCGUCCCGCGAGCCCGACGGAAACGGACGACCGGCGGCGCGCAGAAGGUCGACGAGACGCGGCGCCGGUGUACCACGCACGCGUGAUCGCAAUACCGCUUUUCAACCGAAACACGAUCUCGCGCGCGCAAAGAGCGGUCGCGUCCUCGUUCCACUUCGCGACCCGUCGUCCGCAGCAGCAGCCGCAGCAGCAGCAGCAACAGCGACAGCGCAGAUUUCCACGCGCUUCGCGCGCGGCCGGCCGGAUUACAUAA